Molecule: messenger RNA, 511 nt
Organism: Entelurus aequoreus (snake pipefish)
Lineage: Eukaryota; Metazoa; Chordata; Actinopteri; Syngnathiformes; Syngnathidae
Product: cytochrome c oxidase assembly factor 3 homolog, mitochondrial
Exons: 2
Coding region: 37-342 (101 amino acids)
Biological process (GO): mitochondrial respiratory chain complex IV assembly
Cellular component (GO): mitochondrial inner membrane
Source: RefSeq, a predicted model, not a curated record
UCGCCCUGCGCGGAAGUAGGCCAAGCCAAACGAGCCAUGGCGGGUGAAGGUAAAGAAGGCCCGGAUAAGCUGGAGCAGCUUUUUCGCAGCGGUCCAGAGAUACCUUACUGGAAGAAACAAGAGUUUGAUAACUGGAGGAGACAAGAGUUUGAUUACUGGAAGAAACACGCAGCGCGGAUCCGCGGCAGGAAUCUUGUGACUGGUCUGUGUAUUGGUGCGUUUGUCGUGGGAAUGUUUAGCUACACCAUCUUGUCCGUCAAACAGGAGAGAAUCCUGGAUGAAAUAGAUGACGAGGCCAGGAUCCACAUCACCAGAGGACCACGGACUGGCGCCAACUCUUAAGGACACGGAACAGCCCCGUGUAAAACAAGGAUGUUAUCUUUUUUUUUUAAAAAUCUUUACUGUUGCACAAAACCAUGUUUGAUGGCUGCCACACUCGCAGCCGUUGGAUCGAGUUUUCAGUGCAAUCUUGAAGCAUGUGACAAUAAAACAUAACAAGCUCCACCUAAAA